AUGGAGGGACAAGGAGAGCAGGACGAGCUCUACCCGAUCGCAGUAUUGAUUGACGAACUCAAGCACGACGAUGUACUCCUCCGCCUCAAUGCGAUACAUCGCCUCUCUACAAUCGCCCUCGCGCUUGGUCCCGAACGAACGAGAGAAGAGUUGAUACCCUUUCUAGACGAUUCGGUCGAGGAUGAAGACGAGGUUCUGACUGCCCUGGCUGACGAGCUGGGCAAUUUUGUCGAGUAUGUCGGUGGUCCGGAGUACGGCCACGUCUUGCUCGCUCCGCUAGAGAAUUUGGCGUCGAUCGAGGAACCCCUCGUGCGCGACAAGGCGGUCGACUCGCUCAACAAGAUCUGCGAAGAGCUGUCGAGUCAACAAGUCGAAGAAUCCUUCAUUCCUCUAACGAUUCGCCUCUCGAAAGCCGACUGGUUUACCUCGAAGAUCUCAGCUACAGGUCUCUACGUGGCACCAUACAAGAAGGCAUCGCAGCAGUCGCAACAGGGCCUACGGCAACAGUUUGGCCAUCUCGUACACGAUGAGACCCCCAUGGUCCGAAGACAAUCCGCCAACAACCUAGCAAAGUUCGUGAAAGAGGUGCCCAUACAGAUUGUCAUCGAUGAGAUGAUUCCUCUGUUCCAGCACUUGGCUGGUGAUGAUCAAGAUAGUGUCCGUCUGCUCACAGUCGAUGUCCUGGUCUCGAUCGCCGAAGUUAUUCCCAAAGAGCAGCAGCCUAGCCAUGGUGUGCUUCUCACAGCACUGCGCAGUCUGUUCGAGGACAAGAGCUGGCGAGUACGAUAUAUGGUCGCUGAGAGGUUCGAGAAGAUCGCAAAGGCUGUCAACGAGGAGGUCGUCACACGCGACUUAGUUCCGGCAUUCGUCAAGCUCCUGAAAGACAGCGAGGCCGAAGUACGGACAGCCAUCGCCAGCCAGAUUCCGGGCUUCUGCAAUCUGCUCGACCGGGAGACACUCCUCAACGAAAUCAUGACCAGCAUCGAAGACCUCGUCUCGGAUCCCUCACAACACGUCCGAGCCGCACUCGGUACCCAACUCAGCGGUCUAGCGCCAAUCCUCGGCAAGGACGAGACAAUAGCACAUCUCCUACCUAUGUUCCUCCAGAUGCUCAAGGACGAAUUUCCCGAUGUCCGGCUGCACAUCAUCUCCAAGCUCGAACUCGUCAACGAUGUGAUCGGCAUCGACCUGCUCUCGCAAUCCCUCCUCCCAGCUAUCGUCCAGCUUGCCGAAGACAAGCAAUGGCGUGUUCGUCUAGCCAUUAUCGAGUACAUUCCUCUUCUCGCCAAGCAGCUCGGCGUCAAGUUCUUCGACGAUCAGCUCAGCAUCCUAUGCAUGGGCUGGCUAGGUGAUACGGUCUUUUCUAUCCGCGAAGCUGCCACCACGAACCUCAAGAAGUUGACCGAAGUCUUCGGCGUUGAGUGGGCAAGCCAAUCGAUAAUUCCGAAGGUCGCCAAGAUGGGUCAAGAAGCCAACUAUCUUUACCGCAUGACGACCUGCUUUGCCAUCACAACACUCGCACCAGUCGUCACACUAGACAUCAUUCGCGAACAUAUCCUUCCCAUCAUGGACCGCCUAGUCUCCGACCCCAUUCCCAACAUUCGAUUCAAUGUCGCCAAGUCCUACGCCGUACUCAUCGAUACCCUCCGCAAACUGCCUGCCGAAGGCACCCUCGCCGAAGCCGAAGCCUCGAACACACCACCUUCCUCAAAAGGCCAAGAUCUCAUUAGCACACAAAUCCUGCCCAACCUCGAGAAGCUGCAAGGAGAUGACGACGCUGAUGUGCGGUACUUUGCCACGACGGCCGCUGGUGGGAAGCCUACAGUGCUGGACGCGGGCAGCAGUGGUGGAGCGGAGCAGAUGGACACCGAAGAGCAGCAGUAG
Cyphellophora attinorum is the source of this 1884-nucleotide messenger RNA. Its product is annotated as Protein phosphatase PP2A regulatory subunit A. The coding region runs from base 1 to 1884 and encodes 627 amino acids. Gene Ontology annotation, cellular component: cytoplasm; protein phosphatase type 2A complex. Gene Ontology annotation, molecular function: protein phosphatase regulator activity. NCBI's taxonomy places the organism in Eukaryota, Fungi, Ascomycota, Eurotiomycetes, Chaetothyriales, Cyphellophoraceae. The transcript is spliced from 5 exons. Gene Ontology annotation, biological process: protein dephosphorylation. The record is from RefSeq and is a predicted model, not a curated record.